Molecule: messenger RNA, 555 nt
Organism: Biomphalaria glabrata
Lineage: Eukaryota; Metazoa; Mollusca; Gastropoda; Planorbidae
Product: prostatic spermine-binding protein-like
Exons: 2
Coding region: 1-555 (184 amino acids)
Source: RefSeq, a predicted model, not a curated record
AUGAAUGAGGAGAACGAGAGUCAUGACGAUGUUGAUGAUGAUGAGAAUGAGAGUCAUGACAAUGUUGAUGUUGAUAAGAAUGAGAGUCAUGACGAUGUUGUUGAUGAUGAUGAGAAUGAGGGUCAUGAUGAUGUUGAUGAGAAUCAGAGUCAUAACAAGUUUGAUGAUGUUGAUAAGAAUGAGAGUCAUGACAAUGUUGAUGAUGAUGAGAAUGACAGUCAUUAUGAUGUAGAUGUUGAUGAGAAUGACAGUCAUGACGAUGUUGAUGAGAAUGACAGUCAUUAUGAUGUAGAUGUUGAUGAGAAUGACAGUCAUGACGAUGUUGAUGAGAAUGACAGUCAUGACGAUGUUGAUGAGAAUGACAGUCAUUAUGAUGUAGAUGAUGAUGAGAAUGACAGUCAUUAUGAUGUAGAUGAUGAUGAGAAUGACAGUCAUUAUGAUGUAGAUGAUGAUGAGAAUGACAGUCAUAAUGAUGUAGAUGAUGAUGAGAAUGACAGUCAUUAUGAUGUAGAUGAUGAUGAGAAUGACAGUCAUUAUGAUGUAGAUUGUAGAUGA